Eucalyptus grandis is the source of this 1297-nucleotide messenger RNA. RefSeq names its product gamma-glutamyl hydrolase 2. Gene Ontology annotation, biological process: tetrahydrofolylpolyglutamate metabolic process. Bases 13 to 1131 code for a protein of 372 amino acids. Gene Ontology annotation, cellular component: vacuole. Lineage: Eukaryota; Viridiplantae; Streptophyta; Magnoliopsida; Myrtales; Myrtaceae. The transcript is spliced from 10 exons. The record is from RefSeq and is a predicted model, not a curated record. Gene Ontology annotation, molecular function: gamma-glutamyl-peptidase activity.
CCAGGCGACUCCAUGGCCGCCGCCGGCUCCUCCUCCUCCUCCUCCGCCUCCGCCUCGUCCCCCUUGCGGUACCCCGAAAUCUGGAACUACCUCUGGAUCCCCCUCUUGAUCUCCUUCUCCAAGGAGCUAGCUCCAGCCAAGGCGCAGCCGGGGAUCCUCCUGGCGGGCCGGCUCGAGAAUGCGGCGGCGGCGUCGACGGCGUCGGCCGCGAGCGGCGCCGUCGUCCCGAGCUGCCCCGCGGCCGACCCCAAGCUCAACUUCCGGCCGGUGAUCGGGAUCCUCAGCCACCCCGGGGACGGCGCCUCCGGCAGGCUCAACAACGCGUCCAACGCCUCGAACAUCGCCGCGUCGUACGUGAAGUUCGUCGAGUCCGCCGGCGCCAGGGUGAUUCCGUUGAUUUAUAACGAGCCGCAGGAGGUUCUCCUCGAGAAGCUCGACCUGGUUAAUGGAGUGCUCUUUACUGGUGGGUGGGCUAAAACCGGAUUGUAUUACGAGACUGCGGAGGCAAUUUUCAAGAAAGUUUUGGCAAAGAAUGAUGCUGGUGACCACUUCCCAUUGUAUGCCAUCUGCUUGGGCUUUGAACUAUUGACAAUGAUAGUCAGCAAGGACAAAAGCAUUCUCGAAGAAUUUAAUGCUGCAGAUGAAGCAUCCACUCUACAAUUUAUGAGAAACACAAACAUUGAGGGAACAUUAUUUCAAAGAUUUCCGCCAGAUUUGCUUAAAAAGUUGAGUACAGAUUGCCUUGUCAUGCAAAAUCAUCAUUAUGGCAUCUCGUCAGAAAGAUUGAUGCAGAACAUUAACUUAACGAAUUUCUUUAAGUUCUUGACAACCAGCAUGGAUGGAGACAACAAGGUCUAUGUCUCCACAGCCCAAGCACACAGUUACCCUGUAACUGCUUUCCAGUGGCAUCCAGAGAAAAAUGCCUUCGAAUGGGGUUUGUCCAUGAUACCACACUCAGAUGAUGCCAUUCAAGUUACGCAGCAUGUAGCGAACUUCUUUGUCAGUGAGGCUAGGAAGUCCACAAACCGGGCGUCUGCUCGAAAAGUGCUUGACAAUCUGAUAUAUAAUUACAGUCCCACGUAUUGUGGGAAAGCAGGGAAGGGAUAUGACGAGGUUUAUAUCUUCACGUGACUGCGAAGCCCCCAAUUUUCAUGGGCGUCAAGUCUCCUAUGCUGAAGAAGGCGCUGUGCUGAAUUGCUCAAAAUCAGAAAUUUGCUCUUUAUGUAAAUGAGAUCAUGAGAUGUAUGGACAUUAUUAUUUCAAUGGCAAGUGCUGAAGAUUGUCCUAGUAAUCUGAA